AGAAAGGAAGAAAAUAAACUGAGGUGCAGUAGCAUUUAGAGUAGACACCGUACCACACAUUUUUUAGUUAAUAUUUUUCGUUAGUUAUUAAUACUAGUUUCCUCGAUAACAAUUUAUGUCGCUCUUGGUUAUCCGUAGUUAUCACUAUACAGCUUUAACAUAUAUUUGUAAUAUUUACAUAUUUCGAUAACCUUUUACUGGUUACCUCCGAAAGAUGUCGUCUAUUUAAUAGACUGUGGAACUGUGCAAGUUACUUGGAAAUACAACGGAAACAUUUUAAAUGAAUUACCAUCUCCAUGGUGUCAAACAGUUUCCGCAUUUUGGUGUAUUUUUACCAGGUAAAUGCAUUGGUAUGCUUACAGUUAGUCUGUGGUGAUAGCAGUUUCUCUACAUUUCCAUGGAAUUUGUGGCAGUUAUCAUCUUCAGUACUGUGAUGGCGGCACCACUUGACCAGACUCACCUCUCUUAAGUUUUAAUCGGUUUUGCACACAGCAUUAUUAUGAUGUGCAGAUUUUGCCCCCAGCAGCAACAGCAACAACAAACAUAUGUUUGCACAAAAUUCUUGAGUGCAUGUAAACCUGAAAGUAUUAAGAUAGUUUUGGCAUCUAUUUCAUAAAUGCAAAAAAGAAAGAAAAGAGAUCUAAGUAUGCAUGCAUUAUAUAAAGUAUGUUACCUUAGGGUUUUGAUGAUGGAUGGAACCUGUGAACUAGCCAUGCAUCACUUUGAACCAGCCAUGCAUCACUUUUGAACAAAUGUAGUUUUUGCACAUGUGUUUGUUUCCUUUGCAUGCUGGUUGCAUAUUUGCAUUUGCACACAGAGGAAACAGAACAUUGCAUAGCUAUUUUCCACAGCAACAGUAACUUCAAAGGAACAAAUUUAUUUAUUUACAUAUUUUUAUCACUGUUUCAUUCCUGGAAAUUUGUUCCUUUUAAACCAUUCAUACAUACAUACACACACACACAUUGUUAGUGGAUCAUAUAUCUGAAAAGAAAAAAAACACACUCUAAAGAUAGACCUAUAAUGUAUUUACAUGCAAUUAAAUGUAUGUCUGGUCAUAAAGUGACCAAUGGUUUUGCAUCCAUGAAGCGCUUAGCUUUAUAGACAACUUGUCAAGCUCUAAUGGCAGAGGGCAUAUGACCUCUCCUACAACUGGAGGUAGGAAACCGUGUAUAUAUAUAUACAUACAUACUUACAUAUACUUUUCACCUUGAAAAAUACCCGUCAUCAUGCAGGCCAAAUGUGAAAUAUGUCACAAAGAAUUCUCUCAGAAAAUCUAUUUGAGAGUACAUAUGAAAAUGCAUACUGGGGCAAAACCAUACCAAUGUGAGGUUUGUGGGAAGGAGUAUGCCAAGAAUGCUCAUCUUAAAAGACAUGUUGAGACUCACAAUGCCAGGAAAAUUCAUCAUUGUGACGAAUGUGGCAAGAAUUUUACUGUACAAGCUCAGUUUGAAAUGCAUGUGAGGAGACACAAUGGGGAAAAACCAUUUUGUUGCAAGAUGUGUACCAAGGAUUUUGCAACUAAUUACCACUUGAAAAGACACAUUGCUAUACAUCUAGGGCUGAAACCAUACCAUUGUGAUAUUUGUAGUAAAGACUUUACAACGAAACCUCAGCUAGUUACACACAUCAGGACACACACGGGGGAUAAACCUUUUGGCUGUGAAAAGUGUGAUAAGAAAUUUUAUAAUAAAUCUCAUUUAACGAGACACAUCAAAACUCAUUUAGGUGUGAAGCCUUUUCCUUGUGGAGUUUGUGGAAAGAGUUUUUCUAUUAAAUCUUUAUUGGAAAUGCAUUGUAGAACGCAUUCAGGCGUGAAACCCUUUCACUGUGAUAUCUGUGGGAAAGACUUUUCUCAUAAAUCCAGCUUAGAAGUCCAUAACAAAUCGCAUACUGGUGAUAAACCUUUUACCUGUGACAUUUGCGGGAAAGGGUUUGCUUCGAAGAGUUUCCUGAGGAAACAUGUCCGAAGACACACAGCUGUGAAGCAGUUCCACUGCGAAGUCUGCGGCAAAGAUUUUCUGCAGAAAAAUAAUUUGGAGAUACACAUGAGGAGACAUACAGGUGAAAAGCCUUUUGUUUGUGAUAUGUGUGGCAAAGAAUUUGCUCAGAAUUUCCAGCUGAAAGGGCACAUGAGGAUCCACAGCGGGGAGAAACCAUUCACUUGUCAGAUUUGCGACAAAGAAUUUGUUCAAAACUUCCACUUGCAGGGUCACAUGAGAAUGCAUCUGAGAGAGAAGAAUUUGCAAUGCAAAGUAUGUGAGAAAACCUUUUCUGAAAAUUUCCACUUGAAAAGACACAUUCGAACGCAUACCGGGGAAAAACCCUACCUGUGCGAGUUGUGUGGGAAGGGGUUUUCCGACAACUAUCACCUGAAACGACACAUUCGGAUUCACACGGGGGAGAAACCUUUCCAAUGUGACAUUUGUGAAAAGCAGUAUGCCGAGAAAAGCUUGUUGAAAAAACACAUCAAAACACACACGCUGGAGAAUAUUUUCCAUUGUCAGGUCUGCGGUGAAGACUUCUUCGAUUACUUUCAUCUAAAGAUUCAUCUGGAAUCACACAUUGCUUAAACAUUCAAUUACGUCUGGAAUCAAGAAUUGGGAUCAUUGUCACAGUGAAGCUGUUUAUUGUUGUGGGUAUAUUUAUUGUUUUGUUGACACAAGUGGACACAGUAAAGACCUUAUGCCAAAUUACAUUACUUCAAACUGGAGGCUUUACUAUAACUAGUUUAGUACCUCACUGAUCAAAACCCCCUCCUCACAUAAACAACCACAAGUGAUAUACUGUCAGGAGAGAUAAUACAAGAGGAUCGAUUUAAUCAAUCAUGGUAAAUAUAUAAUAAUAA
Molecule: messenger RNA, 2845 nt
Organism: Octopus sinensis (East Asian common octopus)
Lineage: Eukaryota; Metazoa; Mollusca; Cephalopoda; Octopoda; Octopodidae
Product: gastrula zinc finger protein XlCGF57.1-like
Exons: 3
Coding region: 1227-2570 (447 amino acids)
Biological process (GO): regulation of transcription by RNA polymerase II
Cellular component (GO): nucleus
Molecular function (GO): RNA polymerase II cis-regulatory region sequence-specific DNA binding; DNA-binding transcription activator activity, RNA polymerase II-specific
Source: RefSeq, a predicted model, not a curated record